AUGAUUCGACGUAGCGUCAGCUUCGGCUCAGACCCAACUCAACCGGGACUCCUUGAGGUCAGCUUGGAUACAUUUACGCGAUUUCAAGCUGUUUUGGGAUCAGGAUGUUCCCUGGUGCUUUUCGUUGCCAUUUUCCCAAACCUCUUCGCGAUUUAUUACUCGGCCAAAAAUAAUGACCUAUUCCUGAGCGUUCGGCUAGUCCUAACGGCCGAAAAUGUGCAACGAUUCGUCUAUACGAUAAUUCAAAUGGCAAACUACUUGUGCACGAGCUUUUUGGCCACUGGAUGUUCAAAUGAUGGCAUCGCCGCUUUUAUUCUCAACAAUGGUCGGAAUUUGUUAGUCGUGAACGCAUUUUGUCAAGCGUUCGUCUCAUUCAGUCGUUUCAUGGCCGUUUCUUUCGAUGGAAUGCUCUUCAGAUGUGUUGCCAACUCUGGCAUAUUUCAUGUUUACAAUGGAUCUUUUCACUCUUUCAAAGCUUCGAAAACGGAAUCAUUCCAAAGUUACGACGGCGGAGAGACGUUUAAUGGUUCAGAUGAACUCAUAUGUCUCUACAUGUAUUUACACGCUUGGACUGAGCUAUUUAAACAUGAUCUACCUGAAAAAGAAAGUCUCUUCAAGAAG
Messenger RNA from Mesorhabditis belari, 621 nucleotides. The record is from the annotation of a GenBank genome assembly. NCBI's taxonomy places the organism in Eukaryota, Metazoa, Nematoda, Chromadorea, Rhabditida, Rhabditidae.